CUUGGCCUUCUCCACAUCCUGAUGCACCUGAGAAUACAUCUGCAGGAAUCUGAAGGAGUCCUUCUCCUUCUGGGCUGCUUGCAUGCUGCUCUUGCUGGUUUUGAUAGACACCAUACGGGCAGAGACUGAACUCUGGACACUGGUCAGAGCAAUGUCACGCAGGUGACAUUACCACAGAAGAGAAAGAUGAGGCAGACAGCUGAUGGGCUCAGACAAAAGACAAAUGCCACUCCUGGAGGGACUUUAUCAGAAAUGAACAUCGACCCAGAGGCUUUAAGUCUGAACCAGAACAGUAUACUGUGUCUCCCCCUGGUGUCUGACAGUAAGAGGCUUAUCUGGGUCCACUCUAAUGAGGUCAACCUGCAGCUGGAUGGUGCAGGAGAGCUGGACAAGGCCUUCGAUAGGUUCCCAUACCUAACGCAGAAACAGACGGAUGCACUGGCACAGCGCUGCUCCCUGCACCCAGACCAUGUGAAGGUGUGGUUCAUGGUACAGCGGCUCCGCUACGGCAUCAGCUGGGACUAUAAAGAUAUCAACAAGGUUCGGAGGACGUUAAAGUCAAGUCAGAGAAAGGAAGCGCUGCAAAGGGAUAGAGGAGACGUUAGGGAGCAACAGAGUGCGAGCAAGGGAAGGAUGAUGGAAAAAAAUGUGAGGGCUAAUGAGCGUUGGGAGAGAAAAAUGAAGCAGGAGCAGCCAACGAAGAAAGAGAAGGACAGAAAAGUAGAAGAACUAGAGGAAGACAAGAGGAAUACUCAGAAAAAGCGGAAAAGGGUGAAAGUGGGCGACAAGAAGCGAAAGAAGAGAGCAGGACAAGUAGAAAUAACAGGUGAUGAAGUUGAGAGGGAGCCCACCAAAAUCCAGUUCCCACAGUCGGAGACAACGCUUCUCACCGGAAAGAAAAAGAAGGCAAAAGCAAGCAAAAGAUUACUGUCUGUCCAAGAGUGGCCGGCCCACAAGAGCUUUGUGGUGCCUGAUGAGGGGCUGGACGUGCGUUCUCCACUCACGCCCCUGUCUCUAACUCCUGCCUUUGGUCUGCCUCCACUCACUGACAACCAGAUGCCCAGUAUUCACAUGACCCCUCUGAAAAGCGGCUUUGAGGGGAAAACAGAAAUGGAGGCUAAGCUGGAUGGAGAACUGUGGGCAGAGUCAGUAAACCACAGUGGUACCGUCACUGAUGUUGGCCUACUGAAGGAGCUCAUAGAAGAGACCAAUAGCCCUGCUUCUGCAGACGGCACUCGGCCCCGCACGAAGACGCAGUCCCAGUUGGACAUGAUGAGGUUGGCGUUCUUGCACUGCCAGUAUCCGGACAGCGAUGACUACAACCUACUGGUGAAUCUGAUUGGCGUCCCCCGCUACGAGUUGGUUCAGUGGUUCGGUGACAUGCGCUAUUACCUCAAGAAAGUGAAGCCGGGCUGGAUGAAUCGGGAGCAGCACAGCCAGGCGCUGGCCAACAUCAAGUACCGGCAGUGCCUGAGCACGCUGGUAAAGGCCCAGCCCAGCGAGGGCGGCAGAAAAGCCACCUGCAAGGUGAAGCCUGACAGGAGUGAGAGCUGCGGCGAGGAUGAGAGCGUGUAGGCGCCUCCAGAGUGGAAAUGUUGCCACUCUGUGUAGCUAAUAUUCCACCAGGGGGGGAUCGAAGAUUGAUCAUAUCUCAAUGUUUGGAGAGAUUCAUCAAAAACGUGGUUUAUGAGGGUGGAACUGUUUGUUAUGUUGGACUUCAAGACAGCUUCUAUUACACAGAUGUUUGAUAAAAGGUAGUGUAUUGUUGUUAUACUCACUUAACAUGUUUGUUAACGUGUAAGUUUCUUGUUUGUGCUGUGAAGAUGUUUUUUUUAUUGACAUUCAAGUUAACACUGUUAUUGCUUUUUGUUCGAACAUGACUGAUUAGUUACAACAAUGGCGUUCAUAAACUACAAAAUGGAUGUUCUCAGUUACGUAAUAUUUCUUUUUUUCAAGAAAGUUCACCUGCCAGCCCGUAAUCCACACCAAAAUUAACAAAAAUAAAGUACAAUUCUAGGAUAUUAUGGAAAAUAUAUUGCACAAGAAAUAGAAAACUACAUUAAUAGCUAUGACAUUCAUUCUCUUGUUAUCCAGCUACAUCACUAAGUGUCCUCUGUUGUUAAUAAAGACCGUUUCUGACACUUAA
Messenger RNA from Dicentrarchus labrax (European seabass), 2146 nucleotides. RefSeq names its product homeobox and leucine zipper encoding b (gene homezb). Lineage: Eukaryota; Metazoa; Chordata; Actinopteri; Moronidae. Gene Ontology annotation, biological process: regulation of transcription by RNA polymerase II. Gene Ontology annotation, molecular function: DNA binding; DNA-binding transcription factor activity, RNA polymerase II-specific. Gene Ontology annotation, cellular component: nucleus. The record is from RefSeq and is a predicted model, not a curated record. The transcript has 2 exons. Bases 187 to 1575 code for a protein of 462 amino acids.